AUGGGCGAGGCUGUCCAUCUUAGCCACAGCGAACGAGCCCAACUCAUAACCGCCGCGCGCACCGCUCUCGACGAGAUCAACCUUGACAGCAUGCCCAUUGUCGCCGGCGUCGGAGCAGCAAGCUCUCGCGAAUCAAUCGAACUAGCUCACGAGGCAGCCAAAGCAGGUGCUGACUUUGUCAUGGUUAUUCCACCGGGGUAUUAUGCGGGUGCACUGCUGUCGAAUCCGAGCUCGAUCAAGCAGUUUUUUAUUGAUAUUGCGGCGGCGUCGCCGGUGCCGGUAAUGCUGUAUAAUUUCCCGGCUGUCUCGAGUGGCAUCGACCUCGACAGCGACUUGAUUACAGAUGUCAUCAAGCAAGCACCGAAUGUGUGCGGCGUGAAGUUGACAUGUGCCAAUGUCGGCAAGCUCACACGCAUCAUGGCCCAAGUCACCACUGCAGAGUUCCAAGCAGCGUAUCCACGCAAACACCCCGAAAUCCCAUUCCGCGCAAUCGAUGGAUUCAUUGAUUUUCUGCUGCCUUCGGUAGCUGUUGGCUCUUCGGGCGCCAUUAGCGGUCUGCCUAACAUUGCACCGAAAGCCUGUGUGAAAUUGUGGGAGCUGUGCCAGCACCUGGACGAUCCCAAGGCGUAUCAAGAAGCACAAAAGCUGCAGAAUACGAUAUCCCUAGCGGAUGGAAUUGCUUUGAAGAUUGGAAUUGCUGGAAUGAAAAAGGUGUUGAAUCGCCGUUUCGGGUACGGCGAUAAGCCGAGACGUCCGCUCACGCCCAUGGCAGAGGAGAAAGUUCAGGCGGUUUUUGAUGAUGUGUUUUUCAAGGGUCUGUUGGAAGUGGAAGCUUCAUUGUAA
This is a messenger RNA of Talaromyces rugulosus, 843 nucleotides long. RefSeq lists its product as uncharacterized. Gene Ontology annotation, molecular function: 4-hydroxy-tetrahydrodipicolinate synthase activity. The transcript is spliced from 6 exons. The record is from RefSeq and is a predicted model, not a curated record. Bases 1 to 843 code for a protein of 280 amino acids. Lineage: Eukaryota; Fungi; Ascomycota; Eurotiomycetes; Eurotiales; Trichocomaceae.